AUGUCCCAAGAAACAUUCAAAGGCUGGGUCGCCCACGACUCCAAAAGUCCCCUCGUCUACACAACAUUCACUCCAAAACCCUGGUCCGAAACCGACAUCGAGAUCCGCGUCUCACACUGCGGCAUCUGCGGCACAGACAUCCACACCCUGCGCUCAGGCUGGGGUCCAACAGACUAUCCCUGCGUCGUAGGCCACGAAAUAAUCGGCACGGUUUCGCGCAUCGGCUCCAGCGUCGCAAACCUACAAUCACCAUCCAAAGACCUCAAACUAGGCGACCGCGUCGGCGUAGGCGCCCAAAGCAGCUCAUGUCUUCGCGCAGACUGCGAAGCAUGCGCUGAUGGCCAAGAAAGCUACUGCGCCCGCAUGACAGGCACCUAUAACGGACGGUAUCUCGACGCGGGCCGAUCAAAGUCCUUCGGCGGAUUCGCCGAUACCUGGCGUGGACCAGCCCAUUUCGUCUUCCGGAUUCCAGACUCGCUACCUUCUGCCGAGGCGGCGCCGUUGCUAUGCGGUGGAGUGACUGUUUUCGCGCCUUUGCGAAAAUACGGCGUCGGGCCGGGCAAGACGGUGGGGAUUAUUGGGAUUGGGGGGCUGGGGCAUAUGGGGAUACUAUUUGCGCGUGCGCUUGGAGCAGAUCGCGUGGUUGGGAUUUCGCGGUCGUCGGGGAAGAAGAAAGAUGCUGUUGAUGGGUUGGGCGCUGAUGGGUUUAUUGCUACUGGGGAAGAGAAGGGGUGGGCGAAGAAGCACUCGCGGACGCUUGAUGUUAUCUUGUGUACGGUUUCUGCGCAUGAUAUGCCGUUUGCGCAAUAUUUGCGUUUGUUGAAGCGGGAUGGAACUUUCGUGCAGGUUGGGGCGCCGGAGGAUGCGCUACCGCCGCUUAUGGCUUGGAGUUUGAUUCAGAAGAGUGUUAAGGUUACUGGGUCGAAUAUUGGGUCUCCUGCGGAUAUUCGGGAUAUGUUGCAGGUUGCUGCGGAGAAGAGGGUUUUGCCUUGGGUUCAGAGGAGGGAGAUGGGGAAUGUUAACUCGGCACUUGUGGAUAUGCAUGAUGGGAAGGCGAGGUAUCGAUAUGUGCUUGAGAACGGGGUGCAGGCGAAGCUAUGA
This is a messenger RNA of Penicillium brevicompactum, 1101 nucleotides long. Its product is annotated as NAD(P)-dependent alcohol dehydrogenase. Gene Ontology annotation, biological process: alcohol metabolic process. NCBI's taxonomy places the organism in Eukaryota, Fungi, Ascomycota, Eurotiomycetes, Eurotiales, Aspergillaceae. The record is from RefSeq and is a predicted model, not a curated record. The transcript has a single exon. Bases 1 to 1101 code for a protein of 366 amino acids. Gene Ontology annotation, molecular function: alcohol dehydrogenase (NADP+) activity; zinc ion binding.